AUGCCAGACGAAGAUUUUGGUAAUGCUAGGGAUUACGAAAAGUACUUGGAACAAGAGGUUGUCGUUAUGCUACGGGAUGGAAGGUAUCUGUACGGCAUAAUGAAAUCCUUCGAUCAAUUCAAUAGCAUAACACUGGACGGUGUCAUAGAAAGGAUAUUCCAUGAUGGAAAGUAUGCAGAAAGAAAGCACGAGCUAUUUAUAAUAAGAGGAGAAAACAUCACAAUGAUAGGCUUGGGAUCCUCAAAAAUAGGAAAAGAGCUGUCGGAGGUGGACUUCCUGGCCCUCAGGGACGAGAUUCUAAGCUCUCAGCCACAGCUCAGCUGA
This is a messenger RNA of Encephalitozoon hellem ATCC 50504, 324 nucleotides long. Its product is annotated as LSM domain-containing protein. Gene Ontology annotation, molecular function: RNA cap binding. Lineage: Eukaryota; Fungi; Microsporidia; Unikaryonidae. Gene Ontology annotation, cellular component: Lsm1-7-Pat1 complex; P-body. Bases 1 to 324 code for a protein of 107 amino acids. The transcript has a single exon. Gene Ontology annotation, biological process: deadenylation-dependent decapping of nuclear-transcribed mRNA. The record is from RefSeq and is a predicted model, not a curated record.